AUGAGCGCACCUAGAGUUGCAUGGAUAGGUCUCGGCAACAUCGGCCGAGGAAUGAGCCAAAACAUCUCCCAAAAAGGCCCCCAAACCGAGCCCCUCCUCCUUUACAACCGUACAACAGCACGAGCAACAUCCCACGCCUCAAAACUCCCCAACACCAAAGCCGUAACAACCCUCACAGAAGCCGUAACCCAAUCGAACGUGAUCUUCACCUGCGUCGGCGACGAUGCAGCCCUAAACUCCAUCGUCACUGCAAUCCUCUCAGACCUCACAAUCCCCCAAGACCUAUCAGACAAGACCUUCAUCGACUGCUCAACCGUGCACCCGGAUACAUCACGAGCCACGGAAACAGCGUUCAAUGCACGUGGAGCUGGAUUCGUCGCGUGUCCUGUAUUCGGGGCACCGAAUAUGGCCGAUGCAGGCCAACUGAUUGUCGUUCCGGCCGGGAAGCGAGCAGCUAUUGAGAAAGUGCGGCCGUUUUUUGAUGGGGUUGUUGCUAAGAAGACGAUUGAUCUUUCUGUACUGGGUAACACGUUCAUUCUUAAUACUGUUGGUGUUCUUGCUGAGACGCUUGUUGCUGCUGAGGCGUCUGGGCUUGGGGUUGAGCCGUUGCAGGAAUGGUUGGGGCUUUUUGCGCCGGGGCCGUUUGCUAAUUAUGCAGAGAGAAUGGUUGGUGGAGAUUAUUGUACCCGGGAGGAGCCGUUGUUUGCGGUUGAUCUUGCUAGGAAGGAUUUGGGGCAUGCUUAUGGGAUUGCGAAGGAGGGGGGUCUGCGGAUGAAGAAUCUCGAGGUUAUGGAUGGGCUUCUGGAGGUGGUUAAGGAGGAGAAGGGUGCUAAGGGAGAUGUUGCUGCUGUUUAUGGGGCAGUCAGAAAGGGAGCUGGUAUGGAAUUUGGGAAUCAGUGA
This is a messenger RNA of Penicillium concentricum, 900 nucleotides long. RefSeq names its product NAD(P)-dependent oxidoreductase. Lineage: Eukaryota; Fungi; Ascomycota; Eurotiomycetes; Eurotiales; Aspergillaceae. The transcript is spliced from 3 exons. The coding region runs from base 1 to 900 and encodes 299 amino acids. The record is from RefSeq and is a predicted model, not a curated record. Gene Ontology annotation, molecular function: NADP binding; oxidoreductase activity, acting on the CH-OH group of donors, NAD or NADP as acceptor.